Bradysia coprophila is the source of this 3322-nucleotide messenger RNA. RefSeq names its product Telo2 interacting protein 1 (gene Tti1). Gene Ontology annotation, cellular component: cytoplasm. Lineage: Eukaryota; Metazoa; Arthropoda; Insecta; Diptera; Sciaridae. The record is from RefSeq and is a predicted model, not a curated record.
UCGUUCAACACUUCUUCAUUUAUAACCUUACCUCUCUGAAUGUAAACAAAAAUUUUGUACAGAAAAUUGUUUCACUUUAAGAAGAAAGCUUUAACAAGAUUGUCAACAACAUCUUCCGUUCAUCGUACCAACAAUGAACGAACUAUCCAGAUUGCAACCAAUUUACGCUGAAAUGGUUAAAAAUACCACUAAAGAGACCAUUCAACGAGUGCAAGACGAAUUGAAGAAAACGAAUCCCACCAAUUUACAACAGCUCCAAGACUAUGUCCUGCUACCGCUCAUCUCUAAAAUUGAUUCUGAAACAUUGAAAAACAACGAAAUCAAAGUAAAACUGAUCGACACGCUCAGCGAUCUCCUCCGUGUCACCAGGAUCUGUAAAUUGAUUCCGUUGAAAAUUAUCGUUGUUGUGCUGCUGAAACAAGUGUUCGAAUCGUCGAAUGUGAAAGCUAAUUUAUCGGAAGAACUUAAAUUGGCGGUUGUGGAGUGUUUUGACGUCGCAUUUGAGAAUAGUACAACGGAUGUCAGGAGUGAAUUGUAUGUGCCAGAAAGCCGGGCAUUAAUUGGACAGAUUGUGUACUUUUGUGUCAGUGUUAUCGAAAGGGAUACGUACAGGAAACUGAGGAUGUCAGCCAUCAAUUGCUUACUAUCAACGCUAUACAUAAACGACACAGCCGACUUUGCUGAUGCGGUUUUACGCGAUCAAAUAUCGAACGAGGCCUACGUCAUGACACCAAAAAUUUUGGCUGUUCUCAAGUCCAUAGCACUUGGUGAUGAGAAGCUGGGACACUCGUUGAUUUCGUUGGCAGUCAAGGGGAUGGGCAGGUACCUGUGUUUAAUCUUCGAGGACUACAACAGAAACGUAACGACGCACGGUGUAACCUUUGAGGACUUCAAAGCGUUGAUAAAUCGGGAUGCAAGUGAAAAGGUCAUCGAAACAACCGAUCGGAACGUGUUAAAACCGGAGAAAAACAACUUUUCACCCAAAUCCGAUGAGUGGCUGAAUGCAGCAAUCGUAAAAAUUGCACCGACAGUCGAAUCCAUUAAAAUUUUGAUUGGAAACAAGAACUCAACGAUUCGCCUGGAACUCGUACACCUGUCGAUCUCGUUGUUAGAAAAAUGUUUCAAAUUUAUUCAACCGUGUGCCAAUCAUUUACUCGAAAUCCUAUUAGCUCUAUCGCAAGACGAAGAUCCAUGCAUUGCGAAACUCUGCGACGCAACUGUGCGAACAACGUUACAAGAAUUGCCCUUCCAGGACUUCGUCGAACAGACUUUCAUCACUCACAUAAUUCGUCUACCGCGCAUCAUUUCCGUCGGUGAUGAAGACGAACAAAUCGCUGGCAUGUUAUUGCUCAAAGGCUUGUUGGUCACCUUACAACACGCCAAUUUGAAAAGAAUUUUCGCUGUUCAAGAUACUCUCGAUCGUUUUGUUGCUGUUCUCGUAUCGGCCGUUGAAUUGCAACGAGACGUGUCCCUACUUCAGGAUGAGUACUCACUUAGGAAUAUCGAUGAGAGCGAAGGAUGCGUUGUUCCGUCCACAUGGAAACAGUUUAAGAAUCUAAGAAGUCAAGUUAUAGUCGAACACUUUCAGUCCAUCUGCGAACUGAUUGGUUCAUCGAAUGCAUCAGAAGUUGUUGUUGGCUAUUUACUGCAACGUCUACCGGACAACGUGAGCAUUUGCAAUGAAAUUAUCGUUCUGUUGCAAUGGCUGUUAAUUUCGAGUGAUCACAAAACGUCCAUUUGCAACUGUUUGGAAGACUUCUUACUGGACAUCCACUGGCAUCUGGCUGUUCAGGCAAAUAAAACGACUAAAAUGGAAAUGGAAGAGUUUGGUGAUACUGACUGGUAUGAAGAUCGUACGGAAGGCCUUUACGAAUCGGCCAUUUCCAUUCGGUAUACGGAUGUUCGAUGGAAGGGUGACGAUAGUGUCGAAGACAGCAACGACGAAAUUACAAUCGCCGAUGCUAUGUUCAAUGUGCAGCACACCUGUUUAAUUUUGGAAACCGUUGGACAUUUCGCAACUGUACUACAAACGGACUUUCAGCCAUUCUUGUUCAAGUCACUCCAUAAAAUUUUAGAAAAAAGUGGCAGCAGCAAUCAUGCAAUACAUAUGGCUGGACUGUCGGCCUUAAACAAUGUUAAAGUGGGACUGAACUACAACAGUGUAUCGGAAAUGAUUGACGACAACUCGGACUACAUAACAUACUUUGUGAACCUAUCACUGAAAAAGGUCAAUCAAAGUCAAAUCGCCCUGGACAUAUUGAGUGUUGUUCUUAAGUACAGCAGUCUGGCCUCGAUUCCUCACUUGGAGAACAUCAUCUCCACCGUUCUGAAUGAGAGCUCGAAACACGAGCAAACACCCAACAUGUCAUCGUUCCUAAAAGUUUUCCAAAUGAUUCUGGUUCGUAUCGAUAAGUGGAACGUUACAACCGAAUCAAUGGACGGCAAAGAGUCAACGGAAAUGGAUGAUGACAAUGAAGCUGAACUCUGCCGGAAUUGGUUGAAAAUAUUGCAGCUCAUUGAGGACGACGAUUAUAGACGUGAAGUGGCAUUUGACGAAACUACAUUCGACGAAACGAAAUUCCGACAAGAGCAAGAAGAAAAACUGAAUAACGAAACUGAAACCGUCGACGGCAUUGAUAAUGAUUCUGAAGAGACACUGCCACCGUACAUGGACGUAACAACACAAAUUAUGAAGCGCUUCAUUAAGUAUAUUCCGACCAAAUCCCAAAUGGACAAGUGUGUUGUGCUGGAGUCAAUCGUUUGUGGCCUGAACAUUCUGAAAGUGAAGGAAAAUCAACUUUUGCCCAUAGUCCAUUUGAUAUGGAAGCCAUUCGUUGAACGAUUCAAAGAAAAUGAUCCGAUUGUAUUGAGGCGAUGCUUCCAGCUACUGAUCAAAUUGGGUGAAGUCUCGAAGGAUUUUAUUUAUCAGCGAGCUGCUAAAGACGUUUUACCGUUCAUUUUAUCAUUUCUGAAGACAUCCGGCAAGAGCAGCAUUAACGUAAAGGACGUUACGUACGAACAUACCCAGCAAUUUAAACUGCAAAUGGAACUGCUGCAAAAUCUACCAGCAUUGCUGACAUCCAUAGAGAUCACCGAAAAGGAUGUCAAUUCGGUGAUGGAUGCAAUGGUGUCGUAUUGUAGGGAUGAUCAACAUAGACAGUUACAGGAAAAUUGUGUGAAAUUUCUCUUGCAAUUGGCAGUGUACGAUGCAACGGCUGUUUUUGUUAAACUUUAUCAAUUCAAAUCCACGGACUGUUACAAGGGAAAUGUGAAUAAAGUUUUGCAUCGGCUACUGUACGCGCAGUAAAUUUUGAUUGAAAAU